AUGCCCUUCGGGCUGAUGAACGCCCCGGCCACCUUUCAACGUAUGUUGGAUAUCCUCCUCUCAGGCUAUCGCUGGAAGAGCUGUUUCAUCUACCUUGACGAUAUCAUAAUCUUCUCCAAGGAUUAUGACACGCACCUCAAAAAUGUGGACCGCUCUCAGAAGCGACUCCCACGGACCCAGACCGAGCUGCGCUCAUUCUUGGGAAUGUGUAAUGUCUACCGACGUUUCAUCGAUCAUUUCGCUAAGAUAGCGGCGCCCCUUACGGCUAUGCUCCGAAAAGGAGGGCCGGAUGUCCUUCCCAAUCUGGAUAAAGAGCAGACCACGGCCUUCCAGACACUGAAGGAGUGCCUAAUUUCGCCACCAGUCUUAAAACUCCCAAGACUGGGGCGCCCCUACUCGCUGGAUACGGAUGCAUCAGACGCUCAGUUGGGCUGCACACUACUGCAGACCCACGAGGAUGGACACCGAUACCCUGUCGGGUAUUGGUCACGCACGCUCUCGUCAGCGGAAUGCAACUACUCGACAACCGAGAAGGAAUGCCUCGCCAUCGUAUGGGCGGUACAGACGCUCCGCCCAUACCUGGAAAGGGAGCGGUUCACGGUCAACUCCGACCACCACUCCCUGCGGAGGCUGAUGAACCUCGCCGAUGCCAGUGGCCGACUUGCCCGGUGGCGCUUGCGCCUUGCCGAAUAUGACUCCGAUGUAACUUACGUGAAGGGAAUCAAGAACUGCCUCGCCGAUGCGCUGAGCCGUAUCCCAUCUACGGGGGGUACGACUGUCCCGAUCGACGAAGAAAUUCCUUGCUACUCCGUCAUGAAUUUCGACGAUGAGCCUCAGCAUCACGAGGAGACCUACGACCCCACCGACGAGGUGACUUCCCGUCUUGAGAAGGGGGAGGGGUUCGCUGAAUUGCGCCGGUCCCGAUUCUUCGUGAAUCAGGAACGGCUGGUCUGCCGGAAAGCCCACCUCGACGGCGUGGAACAGAUCGUAGUACCCACAACCCUCCGGGAAAGGUUGUUGUACUUGUCGCAUUAUCCCGCCACCUCCGGUCACCUGGGAGGCAGGCGAUUGUUCUAUACGCUAAGACAGCGGUUCUAUUGGCCAAGCAUGUCGGUGGACUCCUACUCGACCGUAAGAAUGUGUCCCGACUGCGCGAAGGCACGCAUCAAUCUGCGGAAGCACAACUCUGAGUUGAAGACAUUUCCUCCGUCAGGGCCCCUGGAGUACAUCGCCAUCGAUAUUCUCGGCGAACUUCCCCGUACACCAAGAGGAAACCGUUACCUCUUGGUGAUGACGGACAGAUACUCCAAGCUGACCAGGACGGUCCCGCUCAAGAGGAUUACCGCUGAAACGGUUGCGCAAGCGUUCAUUUCCCACUGGGUGUUCGUAUACGGCGCCCCAGUGAAACUUCUCUCCGAUAACGGAGGACAAUUCACCUCGAGAUUUUUCCUCGCCGUGUGCAAGAUACUCUCAAUUGAGAGCGGGUUCACCACGGCCUAUCACCCCCAAACAAAUGGGCAGGUGGAAAGAUUCAACCGGACGUUGGUAUCCACCCUCCGGCAUUACCUCGCCGAUAAUCAACGUGACUGGGAUCAGUACACGGAUGCGCUGACGUACGGCUAUUAUUGCACGGCGAACAGAAUGAUCGGUAUGCGGCCGUUCGACCUGGUAUUAUCCGGGACCCCGAGUCCGUUAUCCCUGCAACAAACGCCGCUGUUGGACCCAUCCGCCUCAAGGGUGCAGGUCAAGAUGCGCUACCUAGCGUGGCUCCGCAGCCUGAUAUCGACGGCCAGCCGCAACUUGCUGGCCGGACAGGAGCGGUAUAAGAACGAUUUCGAUAAUCGGAUACGCCACCUCACCCCGGACUAUCGGGUGGGGGAUCAGGUACUCGUGAACUGCGAGGCUGCGCUACGCUCCAAGAAGAAAACGGACAAGGACCGGGUUAACAAUAAGCCCGCACAGCGAACCGAGGGACCCUUCCCUGUCGUACAGGUAGACGACCACACCGUCACUAUCUUACGGGGGACGGGACCGAAGGACUGGCUCUCUCGCGACCGGGUCGUCACGUCACCCCCGCUUCGUAGCAACGUGACAGACCCCCCGCUGGGACCGGGGUCCUCAAACGGGGAAGACGAAAACCUCCCCGACGCGACCCCUUCGGAAGGGACCCCCGCGACACCGGCGCUCGCAAGGCCGCGGCCGCCGGGGCUGAUGGACGCCGUCAUCGGCGGAGGAACCGAGGACGCCCUGACACGUCUCGCUGGGUUCCGCUCUCGAAUCGGGGCAAACCGCCCCGAAACAGCGAACCACCCCCUGCCGCCGGACUCAAGACCCCAAACGAAGGACACGCGUCCCGUUACGCGCUGGCAAACGGCGAGGGAACCCCACGAGCCAACAGUGGACCCCACGGAACCACUCGCGCCCCGCCGCGACAGGGCCUCCGCUCCCCCGGCGACCGAUCCCGCUCACCGCGCGUUCAUCUCGUCGGGCGCGGCGCACCUGGCCGCGAGGGGCACGUUCCGACCCGACGCCUUCCGCGUACCUCUACGCGUGCCACCGGGGCAGGCCCUCCCUCCUGAUUCCUCUGCGGGAGACCCCACCGACACCUACGUCGUGCAAUCGCUAACCGGGCACGGGCCGGGAGAUGACGGGCUCCCCCUGUUUCGCGUACGUUGGUACGGGUACAGCGACGCCGAGUCGACCUGGGAGCCCGCCCGUCAUAUCGACUACAACACGGUGGCGCGAUAUUGCCGAAGGAAGCAGGUACCAAUCCCCGACCGCACUCUAUGGGGGCAUCCCGGCAGCGUGGGAAUCGGGAAUUAG
Chondrus crispus (carragheen) is the source of this 2823-nucleotide messenger RNA. RefSeq lists its product as hypothetical. The transcript has 3 exons. The record is from RefSeq and is a predicted model, not a curated record. NCBI's taxonomy places the organism in Eukaryota, Rhodophyta, Florideophyceae, Gigartinales, Gigartinaceae. Gene Ontology annotation, molecular function: nucleic acid binding. Bases 1 to 2823 code for a protein of 940 amino acids. Gene Ontology annotation, biological process: DNA integration.